Symbiodinium pilosum is the source of this 747-nucleotide messenger RNA. Lineage: Eukaryota; Dinophyceae; Suessiales; Symbiodiniaceae. The record is from the annotation of a GenBank genome assembly.
AUGGCACCGAAGUGGGAGUGCACUAAGUGCUUGGAAGACAACAGCGACUCAGAAGAAGUCUGCGAGUUCUGUGACACUGCGCGCGAUGACGCAGACCCAGCUCGCCUUGCUCAGAGGGCUGCAGAGGAGGCCGCUGAGGAGGCAGCCCGUGCAGCCCGCGCAGCCGCCCGCGAGGCGGCGAACGAGCGUUUCGCAGCCGGCCAGCCGGGAGGAUAUGUGCCACCGGGACACCACUUUCCUACGCUGUUGCAAGAACGCCCCAAAGUUGGCGAGAUUGCAGAGGAGGGUGAUGCCGAGAUCCAGCGUGCUGCUGCGGAAUGGGCCCAGGAGCGGCGGAGCCGCUUGCGGCUCGAGCUGUCUGUCGUGGACUUCUGUGGGGCCACCGAGCGCCGCUCAAGGCUGCGAGCCCUGCAGCUGGAGCUUCAUCCUGACAAGCACGACCCAGCGCGGCAGGCGUAUGCACAGGAGAUGUUCUUGCAGGUGCAACGCCGCUGGGAGGAGGACGAGAAGAGCCGUAAGCAGCGCAAGCAGGCAGAGGUUCGGAGGGAGGAGGAGCGGCAAGCAGAGGAGGAGCGCCGCAAGCAGAGGGAGGCAGCUCAGGAGGCUGCCAGGGCCAGGGAGGCAGCCUUAAGACGACAGCGCGAGGUCGAGGAGGCGGAGGCCAAGCGCCGGCUCGACGCUGCCCGGGCCGCGGCCGAGCGUGAAGAGGCGAAGCGGCAGGCCAAGGAGGAGGACAAUGUGUUUUAA